AGCUGGUCCUGAGGGCUUGCUUCCUGGUUGGUAGGCGAGCGGCCCAGGUGAUUGGCCGCCAACACCCUCCCAACCUGCUCCCCUGUUGGUUGGGGCUGCCGCCUUCUCCUCUCUCGGUAAAGAUUCUGCACUUCGGCUAGGUAGCGGAUCCCGUCGGCUGGGCGCUCCGGUGACUCGCUCGCGCCAUGGCGUCCCAGAGUCGUCGGCGGAGGCCGCUGCGGAGGCCUGAGACGGUGGUGCCGGGGGAGGCGGCCGAGACGGACUCGGAGCUCUCUGCGUCCUCGUCGGAGGAGGAGGAGCUGUACCUGGGCCCGUCGGGCCCGACGCGCGGCCGCCCCACGGGACUGCGGGUGGCCGGGGAGGCCGCGGAGACCGACUCGGACUCGGAGCCGGAGCCGAAGGCCGCUCCGAGGGAUCUGCCUCCGCUCGUGGUGCAGCGGGAGACUGCCGGGGAGGCCUGGGGAGAGGAGGAGGCCCCGGCGCCCGCCCCCGCGCGUUCGCUGCUGCAGCUCCGGCUGGCUGAGAGCCAGGCGCGGCUGGACCACGACGUAGCGGCCGCGGUGAGCGGCGUGUACCGCCGCGCGGGCCGUGAUGUGGCCGCCCUGGCCGGUAGGCUGGCGGCUGCCCAGGCGGCGGGAUUGGCAGCGGCCCACAGCGUGCGCCUGGCGCGGGGGGACCUCUGCGCCCUGGCCGAGCGCCUGGACAUCGUGGCCGGCUGCCGCCUGCUGCCCGACAUCCGCGGCGUGCCGGGCACCGAGCCCGAACAAGACCCGGGACCGCGAGCCUAGCCGUGACCCCCUCUCCCGCCUGACUGAGCCCUGGGGGUAGGCCUUGCGGCCUCUGGGACCUGGCUCUGUGCCCUGUUUAGCCACCCACCCAUCUUGCUGUCACCCUCAGGGAUAACCCCGCCCCCUGGAUAAUGCUGUGUGUGUGUGUGUGUGUGUGUGUGUGUGUGUGUGUGUGUAGCGGGGGAUGGGGGGGUUAAUGCUGUGCAGCCCUGCCAGGCCCUAGCGUCUGGUUCCUCCCCCUGGUCCUGGCCCUUGCUUCCUGGUUCAGAGCUUGUGUGUGUCUGAAGCUUGGCUCAAACUCCUGGGUAACUAGCUACUCCUUAACCUGUCUCCAUCUUAGCGGUUCACAGAGCCUCACCUUUCCUGUCUGCCUGCCUUCCUCAGUUUGUUUUCUGUUCACAGGGGCUGGUCCUGCUUCUGGCGCAGAUUCCCUGAUGUCUCUGGUCCUAGUCCCACUUCUGGAAUUUUGCCCUCUAAUCUGGACCCUUUUUCUGCUCCCCAGGCUUGGCUCUGAUUCCAUCUCCUCCUUCUAGGCCUUGCUCUUCCACCUCCUGGCUCCUUCUCCUUGGGCUUAGCUCCACCCCCUUGGCCUAAUCUUGUUUCCUGGGUCCAGCUGUACCCUUAGGUUUGGUUCUGCUUCUUUUUGCUUCUCUCAUCCUGUUUAAACUACCUACUUAAUUAUGGGCUCCAGGGACCCCCUAUGGUUUUCUUCAUCAGGCCCAAGAUGAGACCUCCUCCUGACCCGAGGAGGUCCCCCUCCCAGCUCCCCAGGCCCAAGGUGGCAUCUCCUCCAGGCCCAAGUUGGUGUGUCCUUCCCACCUUCCAGGCCAAGAUCACGCCUUCUGCCCAAGUUCCAGGUACGGGAUGGGCCUCCUCCUGACUCUCCAGGCUGAGAGUGCCCCCAGCAGGCACUUAGGGCCCAAUACAGACCUGCCCUGGAACUUUGGGCACAGUAUGACACCACUUUGCCGAUAAGGACCACAUGUAUUUUGUUUGGUCACCGUGUUGUUCCCUGGAUGCUAAAAGGGCUUGGCUGUCUGGCUUGUCUCAGGGCCUGGGCUUAGCUCCUUCUUUCUGCGCCUCACCUGGUCCCUCUUCUCCCAGCCCCAGUCCCUCAGUCCCAUUCACAUUUAUUCCCCUCCCCCGCUCUUAACUCCAACCUGAGCUGAGAUCUGCGCCCCCAGGAUGGAGAAGUGGGGAAGAACGCUCUAUGGCAGACUCAUUAAAACUCAAAACAUU
This is a messenger RNA of Balaenoptera ricei (Rice's whale), 2027 nucleotides long. It is a transcript of the gene BLOC1S3, whose product is annotated as biogenesis of lysosomal organelles complex 1 subunit 3. The transcript is spliced from 2 exons. The coding region runs from base 186 to 788 and encodes 200 amino acids. The record is from RefSeq and is a predicted model, not a curated record. Lineage: Eukaryota; Metazoa; Chordata; Mammalia; Artiodactyla; Balaenopteridae. Gene Ontology annotation, cellular component: BLOC-1 complex.